Messenger RNA from Tachyglossus aculeatus (Australian echidna), 1534 nucleotides. It is a transcript of the gene BTBD17, whose product is annotated as BTB domain containing 17. The record is from RefSeq and is a predicted model, not a curated record. Gene Ontology annotation, molecular function: protein binding. Bases 19 to 1488 code for a protein of 489 amino acids. The transcript has 3 exons. Lineage: Eukaryota; Metazoa; Chordata; Mammalia; Monotremata; Tachyglossidae.
CCUCCACUUGUGGGUGAGAUGAUGCCCCAGGGUCGCUGCUUUGGUGCCGGGCCAUGGGCCGGCUAUUGGACAGCCCUGACCUUGCUAGGCCUAAUGGUGCAGACAGCACAGAGAGCGGAGCCGAGCGGCGGGGAGGCGGCCUCCAUCAACCACUCGUUGACCCUCCUGCAUCGCUUGCAGGAGUUGCUGCGGCUGGGCGACGGGAGCGACGUGGUGCUGCAGGUGCGGGCCGCGGGCACCGACGAGGUCCGUGUGUUCCGGGCUCAUCGGCUGCUGCUGGGCCUGCAGAGCGAGGUGCUGGGAGCCCUGCUGCUCAACCAGAGCGAGGUGCUAUUGCUGCAGGAGCCCGGAGACUGCGCUGCCGUCUUUGACAAGUUCAUCAGGUACCUAUACUGCGGGGAGCUGACCCUGCUGCGGUCGCAAGCCGUGCCCCUCCAUCGACUUGCCACCAAGUACCACGUGGCGGGCCUGCAGCAGGGCGUGGCCGACUACAUGAAGGCGCACCUGGCCGGUGAGGCCGGGGGUCCGGGCCCGGCCGUGAGCUGGUAUCACUAUGCGGCCCGGGUGGGCGACGAGGACCUGCGAGACAGCUGCCUGCGCUUCCUGGCAUGGAACCUGUCGGCGGCGGCCGAUAGCCCUGAGUGGGGGGCGGCCAGCCCGGAGCUGCUGGCCGUGCUCCUGGACCGCUCGGACCUGGUGCUGCAGGACGAGCUGGAGCUCUUCCGGGCCCUGGAGGCCUGGCUGGGCCGCGCCCGGCCCCCGGCCCCCGUGGCCGCCCGGGCCCUCCGGGCCGUCCGCUACCCCAUGAUCCCGCCGGCCCAGCUGCUGCAGCUGCAGGCCCAGUCGCCCGCCCUGCUCCGGCACCGGGGGGCCGUGGGCGACCUGCUCCUGCAGGCCUUCCAGUUCCAUGCUGCCUCCCCGCUGCGCUUCGCCCAGUUCUCGCCCGUCAACGGCAGCGCCUUCGUGCCUCGCAACUACCUGGCGCCGGCCUGGGGGGCCCCGUGGGUCAUCAAUAACCCGGCCCGGGAUGACCGCAGCACUAGCUUCCGGACCCAGCUGGGCCCCAGCGGCCACGACGCGGGCAAGCGGCUCACCUGGACCGCACUCUUCUCCCCGCGCUGGCUGCCCGCCGGCCCCAGGCCCGCCGACGGGGACGGGCCGGGCGGGGCGCUGGCCCCGGCCCGCCUGGAGGACGGGCGGCCCCGGCUCGUGGUCACCCCGGCCCCCGGGGGUGGCGGAGGCGGCGGCCCGGCGGGCGAGGCCGCGGGCGUCAGCUUCCAGAAGACCGUGCUGGUCGGGGCCCGGCAGCAGGGCCGCGUCCUGGUCCGCCACGUCCAUGCUUUCCACCGCAGCAGCGACGAGGCCGGGGACUUCCUGGCCCAGGCUGACCUGCAGCGGCGCAACUCCGACUACCUUGUGGACAACGCUCUGCACCUGCACCUCAUCGUCAAGCCUGUCUACCACCCCCUCAUCCCGCCCCACCCGUAGCCAGGGGAGGGGGCAGCGACGGGGGCGAAUUAAAAACAGCUUUGGU